ACAGAGUGUGCAUCACGAUGGCAUAAGUUUCCAUUGAGAAAUCUCAUUUACUGGUUCACGACAGGAAUAUUGAUAAGGAAGAUUGUGAGAAGAAUCGAGUUUUCACUCCAGCAUUGUUGGUGUAACAAACUCCUAGAACUUCUACAGCUGGGAAUGCUGGAUAGAAUUGGUGAGUAUAGAGAUCAAUGGGUGAUAAUCAGCAGGACAUACUUCGUCGGGUUGUUUUUCAUCUGCAAUGUAGCGCCUCGUGUGUCUCUCGAAGGCUUUCUGAAAUAUCGUACUAUUCAUGAAUAUCGAGAGCUACCAGACAUGCUCAAUUUCAACCAACACAAGUGA
Molecule: messenger RNA, 336 nt
Organism: Auanema sp. JU1783
Lineage: Eukaryota; Metazoa; Nematoda; Chromadorea; Rhabditida; Rhabditidae
Source: the annotation of a GenBank genome assembly